Molecule: messenger RNA, 10679 nt
Organism: Ylistrum balloti
Lineage: Eukaryota; Metazoa; Mollusca; Bivalvia; Pectinida; Pectinidae
Product: trinucleotide repeat-containing gene 18 protein-like
Exons: 32
Coding region: 144-7451 (2435 amino acids)
Molecular function (GO): chromatin binding
Source: RefSeq, a predicted model, not a curated record
UACAGUGGCUUUUUACACACCCAACAUAAUGUUGAUUUUUUCAUGGAAUUACCGUUCGUAAAGGCAUGGGAGAUUGGUGGUGUGCGUUAGGAAAUGGCCACUGCACCCGGGCUUAUGGAUAAUACUCUUCGGAUAUUUACAUAAUGGACGCUCCACUUGAUUUUACUCUGGAUCGAGCUCGGCUUAUAGGUGCUAAUGCUAUUGGGACGUACGAAACAGGUUUCGAUGCCGCGCAUUCGGCGGUGCUUGGCCGGCCGGGGGCAGGGGGAAACGCCCUACAGGACAUGGCCCGGGGUGCGACGCCAACAACUUCUCAGUACCAGGCAUACCAAGCCCGGUUCCUUCCAUCCUCACUCCCCGUGCCUUCACAAGGUGGCGGGUACUCCAUGAUGUCUAGCUUUCUAUCGUCCGGAGGGGGAGGAGCGCCAAUGGGGGACCACCUUAAAGCCAUUAUCCCGGACUUUCAGUAUUGGAAUAACCCAAGUGACGGUUGUGCGAGGUAUAUUGUGAACAACAACACAAUAUAUUCUUCGCCUUACCUCAACUACUUACCUGCCACUGAGUCUCUGUCUCUGUUUGCACAUAAUGUGGGUGUUGUGCCUCCCCCCACUUCCGGUCCAGCCCCAAUCAGCUACCACCGGAUGUAUGACCUGCAGAAAGAAGCGCUUUACAACGGUACGCCUCACGUUCCAGGAGGGCCUGCGCUUUUCCAAACCUCUUCCGGCAUUUCCCCUCCGUCAACACGAACAUCCGAGUCGCUCACUCAUUCCGGGAAUCUAACCGUCAAAAAAGAGUCUGGUCGACAUGGAGAUAGCAAAAGGUCAUCGGAAAACAAACAUGUAACAAAAUCGCUUGACUCACAAAAGGCACUAAUAGCUACAAAACAUUCAAAGGACCAUGACAAAAAGAGUGAUUCCAAGAAAUGUCCGGAUAAGACGGAAAAGCUCAGUGAUGUUAAACAAGAACAUAAUAAAGCUAAACAACAGGACAAUGGCAAAGAAGUUGUUGUGACCACGUCUCUGUCACCAAAUAGUCAGCCUCACCCGAAAGCUAAAUCAAAUUCUACUUCCCCAACACGCGCUCAUAUAGACAAACGCAAAAAAGAUAAAGAUAUUUCUCCAUCACGUGAUGAAAAUGAGACGACUUGUGAUAAGGACACUGACAAAUCGGAAUCAAUUAACAAAUCGGACGAUAAAGUUGAGUCACCAAAUUGUAAACAUAUUCAUGAGAAUGAAAAGGAAUGUAAACAGAAAGUUGUCCCUACUCUUACAACUGUCACCAUGACUUCCGGUCAAAGCGUGACGUCACCACAAUUAAGCCCGAAAUCCGUCGGUAUGAUACCCCCGCCAAUUAAUAGAGGAGGUAUCUCCCCGCAGGCUAGUGCGGUGCCCGUUACUUGUGACGCCCUCACAUCCACAACAUUUUCUCUGCCAUAUUAUCAUUCGAUUUAUUCACAUUCACAACCCAGUAUUCCUGAUGGGAAGAAAGUACAUGCGCCAACCUUUACACCGGAAAUAGGAACGUUGCCAAGUGUGGUUGCUAUGACAACAAUGCCCGUUCAAACAACCGCUUGUGAUAUGAGAAUAAAGAAGGAAAGAGGUUCGUAUUCCUGUUGUAAGGACAAAUGUGCUACUAGUGUGUCUCCUUGUGCUGUUACUCAUCAACCAUGUAUGUCUCCCUCAAAACCAAGUCAUGACAAAAGGGAGACCACUCGACAAUCCAGAAAAGGCUCGGACGGAAGGGAUGCGAAGUCCAAAAAGGCAACCCCUAAGAUGUCUGAGGGGGGAGACAAGAAUUCUAGGUCUCCAAUAGGUUCUGUUGGUUCGUCUCAGUCAAGUAUAACCCCGGUGAUACAGGCAAAAAGUGCUGUCGUUACAAAAUCUAACAAUGUAACAAAUUCUGCGACAGUUCUUGGCAAGGCUGCGGAAAAGGUGAAACCAAUGGCAACCAAAGAACAACACGUGGUUCCUAUCCGACCUACAGCGGAAGGGUUUGUUAAACCACUCAGUUCUGACGACACAAAGACAACAGUGAAAGGGGUUGUCGCAACUGUAGAGGUAACGGGGUCUAAGCGUGUCACAAACAAUGACGCACCUUCACCAGGUACAGCGGAUCCAUCCAAGUCUACCUGCCAAGAAAAAGACGUUCCUGUUACAUGUGUUAAAAAGCAACAACAGUGGCUGGCAGACGAAGACAAUACAAAGACUCGAAAUAACUCGAAAACCGAGAGUGCAGUGAAACCGUUAGCUCGUGGAGUGCAGCAGUGUAGAUCCAAGGAAUUAAAAUCCAAACUUCACGAAAAAAGCAUGCGUUCGCGGGAGUCACGACGAAAGUGUGAUGGUCAUGGAAAAGAGGAUAGCUCGUCAUCAAUAGGAAUGAACAUACCUAUUGGAAUAGCCGUGGCACAGAAAAGAGAAGAGUUCAAAGAGGAGAAUGUCGAGCCAGACCCAGACUCUACCCCAGACCUCGGCAGGAAUACCGGUGAUGUCCGGAGGAGUCCGGGGGACGGGGAGCCACACCCUAUUACGGCGGUCCAUCACAGAGGGGGCGAUGGACAACCAAGCGCCUUCGGUGGACCAAUCAUAUCAAAAUCAACCUCCCCAAAUGCGCCUGGUCCCGACAUGCGUAACACACUCCCGGCAAAUCUCAUUGUCACUGGUUCAGCGACUGGAGCUGGGAUCGCAUGGUCGGACGACCCAGCUGCACGUCACUUCCCAAGCCCGUGGCUCCCAACUGGACAUGGCAUGAAUCCCGCAUCUUGGAUCGGGCAAAUGCCCUUCACACUUCCACCGAACAUUCCCUCAACAUCCGGCACGACAGAUCCAAACCAACUUCCAGUGUCCGUUCCCCCAGGCUACAAACUGGUACAGGACUCGGUCACUGGGCACUUGAUCAUCAUGCCAGCAUCAAAUUUAGAAAUGUACGACCCUAGUAGGAUGUGGCCGGGUGGAUUCCCCAGUUCGACCCACCCAAAUACAUUCCAACAGAUAAUGGCGGUACAUCAACAGAACCAGAUCCAACACCAGGUGAUCGGUCACCCUGGAGAUCGACAACCUACUGCAGAUUUUGCCCUCGCAGUUCAGCAGUACCAACAACAAUUACAGCAUCUAUAUCAAUCACGUCCAGAAACUGGGUCAUCUGAGACAUGCGCACCUCCAUCAGGUCAGCCUGCCAUAGUUGACCACUCAAAAUCAUUCGAAAAUACGGCUGCCAAAGAAAUCCAUAGUUCCAGCAAAGUUCCCUGUCCGUCCACAGACGCCGACCACACCGGCAAACCAGCAUCAGUUGUUCCCCACCCACCCUCUCAAGAUCUUACACUGCACAAUGGACAGCCCCUGUCCUACCAAUACCCCGCCUUACCAAUCGUUUACAGUCCUUCUUUACUCCCAACAAUUCCCAUUCAAGACACUGUCAAAACGGAAAUGUCAACGGUGCAAUCACGUGGGACGUCGCCGAUGGUUCCGGCAAGUGAGAUCGACGACACGUCACAAGAAGUGAUAGAUGCUGCUCCAUCUACAACACAAUCUAUGUGUGACAUUAUAACGGACAUCACAAAUGUUUCCCAGAGUAUUGCGUCAGUGCAAACGUGCACUACUAACGCUUCUUCUUCUACAGAACUUGUGACAUCUAUCACGUGUUCAGUGACCAAAGACAAGCCAGUGUCAAGCAAUGUUGAUGACUCCAAGGCAGAGUCAUGUGACCAUCCUAUUCAAUCUUUAGAAAGUGAAAAUUGCAGUAAAUCGGAAAAUGAGUCUGAUUUGGCAAAAGAUGGAACUUCUGAAGAUAAACUCGACACAAAGCAAACUAUGACACCAUCGACAUCAGUGACUGCUGACGAGUGUGUUCAAAACGUUUGUGAGCGUUCUGAAACUGAAGAACUUCCCGAUGGUGUGAUUAGUGAGAAACAGGAUGAAACUAAGCAGAGUGAUUAUAAUCCAUUCCUAGACCCACAGAUUCUACAGGCAGCUGAUGGAUUAGAACUUCUCAGCACACUCGCAGAAAUACGAGCAAAAUGUGUGACAUUAGAAACGCCCGUGGCACCCCCUAGUGAAUCCCUCAUGGUAUCUCCUCCUCCUCCUCCUCCCCCUGAAGUCUCAAAGGAGACCUCGGGGACAAAAACAAUAAAAAUGGGCAACGCUUCUAAGGCACCUGUGGGCAAAGAGGAAGCAACUGAUAAAAAUGUUGGCAAGGAAAUCGAAAAGACUGAAAAGAAAACAUCAACUCAGGAGAAACCAAAACCCACUGUUCAACGCAGUAACUCUGACGCGCCAAAGCAAUCCAAGAAGAGACCGCUGAGUCGCACACGGUCGAUACCUGCUGCUAAAAGUGACUCAAAAAGCGAACAAGCAAGUUACUAUACAUCGACGGGCCUCAAAAUUCCACAAGACCUUACUGCUUUUCUUGACAUAGGAGAAGAGGAAAUCAAUGCCAUCGAACUGGACAUGCGCAUUCGAUUGGCCGAACUCCAGAGGCUGUAUAAAGAAAAACAGCGGCAGCUAGCGAAACUUCAUCCAAAACGGGAAAAAGAUGACCCCCUCUCUAAAAGGGGGCCGGGUCGGCCAAGAAAACGGAAGCACCAGACAGUGUCAGACACACCGAAACCGGAACCUGUGCAACCGAAAUCCAACCAGGCAAAAACAAAAGAGCCAGUGGUCAAGAAAAAGAAGCAGGCAGAAGAGCUAGUGGACAGAGUGUUUCGAAAGACUGGAGGCGGAUUCGGGAUGCCACUCAGCAAGAAAUUGAAAGCAAACGCCAUGGCAGCAUUGUUUAAAACCCAGUCUGGCUUUACAGUGAAACGAAAGGGCAUCACAUCCAGUUUACCAGGCGGUGGUAAAUCUUGUGAUUCCAUAAAAAUGAAUGAAAAGAAACCUGUACCUAAGAAGCACGAGUCACAGUCUGAUACAUCUGUCAUCACCAAAGGUAACAUGAAACCUACGCCACCUGUUAAAAAAGCGGCUCCUUCGAACAAGGAUAGUUUUGCUACGCCUAAAUUGAAAUCCGAGAGCUUCUCGAGUGGCCUGGUGGCAAAACAGACGAAACCAAAGCAAUUACUUCAGCCACCUGAACAGGAGAAAGCCCAUGGAUCAGAAGAAUCGGGGCUUGGCAUGUUGGCCAGUGUGGCAGACGACAGCGGUCUGGGUAUACUAGCAAAAUACGCAAGUUGUGCUGCAACUGAGAGUAUUCCCACCAAAAAACAUAAAAAGAAACGAGAGGAAGGUGUGUGUACUACGUCAUUCAAGCCGGACACCACUGCUGUUUCUGCUGACAUACCCCAAAAUGAUACCCCUGCAUCCGAUAGUAAAGAGGUUAACACUGCUUGCAACAGUACGAAUACCAAUACUACCACGCCUGCCGUAAAACGAGAAUCAGAAUCGGAUUCGACGCCAGAAAGCUCCUCGUCUGUCAAUAAAAAGCGGAAGCCUGGACGACCUCGGAAAUGUAACCCUAACACGACACCUGGCGUUACAGAAACCAUUGUCGCAAGGAACUCCAAAAACUUCUUCUACCACUUCCAUUCUUUUGAGGAUGUUGUGAAAGCACAUUCCAAUACAUCUGCUCAGGAACGGAAGGCAAAGGUUGAAUCCUCUGCUCCAAUGGAGCCAUUGUACCUAGACCAGGAGUGGUUUAUUCGACGGAGCGAGCGGAUCUUUCUAAGUGAACCAAGCCCGCAACCUUCUCCAAAUACCACGAACGUCGUAACGAACACCCCUAAACCUUCAUCAGUGGUCACACCUCCACCUAAAAAGUCAUCACCCUCAGCGGCUCCCUCUCCUGCCAAAUCUAAGAGUGAAAAAGCAAAACUUCAGAAAGCCAAAAAUAUCAAGGAGCUUACUCAGAAGGUCAAAAACAAGUACAAUAAGGCAUUCCAAUACAAAAGCAAAGCAAAGGAAUCCAAACAUAAGCCAAAACGAAAGAAAGAGCGUUCAAAGUCGGAGCCUAUAGUGUGUGAUUACGACUCGGAUAGUAGUGGUAGCGACAACAUCCCACUCAGUGUACUACGCGAAAUGCCUUCUAUCCCAGAGCCCCGUUCCUGUGCAAUAAGUAAGGAUGAACUUGCCGACAACCUGAGGGUUCUGGUGUUUAAGGAUGGUCUGUUCUAUGAAGGAGCCGUCCAAGGAAUUCGUCCUCCAGACGUAUACGGCGUUCUCAUCGACAACGAGCGUGGCAACCGACCUCACAUUUACUCUCAGGAAGAGAUUCUUAAGGAGGUGAUAGUAGAUGUGAAACCCAGCACAACUCGGUGCCUUCUCGAAGGAACCCGUGUAUGCGCUUACUGGAGCCAACAAUUCAGCUGUCUCUACCCAGGCACAGUGGCAAAAGCGAGUCCAAACCCUCAUGCCGAUGCUGGGUCCAUCAAUGUUGAGUUUGAUGAUGGCGACUCUGGCCGUAUUCCAUUGGAUCACAUCAGAAUGCUACCUAAGGACUUCCCUCACGUUUCAUAUGACCCUAAUCCACUAUUACUGAUAGGGAAGCGACGUCGACACACGACCUCUGAUAGCAUGGAAACACCUCGGAAAUCCCACAGCUCUGAAAAGUCUUCGGAGCCUGCUCCGAAAACAAAACGAGGUCCCGGUCGACCUCCUAAGCUGAAGAAAGACGAUGCAGGCCAACAGAGCGACGUUUCUGCAGCAGACGAAGACGAGGAGGAAGAAGUCGAUGUAUGUGGAUUUGAUGAAGAUCGUGAUGACGUCUUUAACAAUGGUUUCUCGAUGGAAAAUUUCCGUAAGGAAAGGGCAAAGUCAUCCAGCAAUGCUAAAGAGUCUGAUACUAAACAAAAGAAAAGAGACCGACCUUCGAAUGGUACUGGUAAAGACUCUAAGUCGGAGAUCAAAGCUAGUGAGAAGAAACGCAAAAAGGACAAGGAGUGUAGCGAUGAUUGUAGGGAAUCGGAUAUUUCGGAUGGGAGUGAUGAUGUUUCUGAUGAUGGUUCGAGGAGCUCUGAUCAAGCAUUUCUUCCUGCAAGGCAGCUCUGGCGGUGGUCGGGAAAAUGUACAAAGCGGCCCGGUCUCAAAGGAAAAGCCAAAAAGGAAUUUUACAAGGCUAUAGUCCGAGGCCGAGAAAAUAUUUUGGUUGGUGACUGCGCAGUAUUUCUCUCCACCGGAAGACCACAUCUGCCAUAUAUUGGUCGCAUUGACAGUAUGUGGGAGGCUUGGGGAGGUCAGAUGGUUGUCAAAGUCAAGUGGUUUUACCAUCCAGAGGAAACAAGGGGAGGGAAGAAGCUACAAGAUAUGAAGGGUGCCUUGUUCCAGUCACUUCACAUCGACGAGAACGAUGUACAGACUAUUUCACACAAGUGUGACGUACUUUCAUACAAGGAGUUUUGUAGGCGACAAAAGGAAUUAAAGAGAAAGUGUGGGAACGGAGACGAACAGGAUGUGUAUUAUUUAGCAGGAACAUAUGAACCAACUAUCGGUUUGUUAAAGUUCGAAAAAGACAUAGAUAUCACUUGAUGUAUCGCAGAAAAAAACGGGACUCACUAAAAAUCAGAUUCACUAAGUGUUGUUGAUAUGCAUUAUCAACAUCUGUUGUGAUAUGGAAAACACAAUCUUAAGUAAUUGAUAUGAUGACGUAUUCAUGUGACGUUAUUUAUAGAUACAGAAAUAUGGCGUCUUCCUACUGUGAUAUUUUAAAUCCCCAGACUUAUUGUCUAUGAAUUUAUCAAUCAGUUUGCCGCGAAAAGAUGUCCUUCUACAGUGAGUACUAUGGUUGUUAUGUUGGUAUAGAUAACAUUAAUCCCAAAUUGUACAGGUAGUUCUUCAUGUACAUAAUACAAAUGAUGAAGAACUGCAACCCAUGGAGUCCAGUGGAUGACAAUAGCGUGAAAAAACAUGUUUGGCAGGAGUGACAGUGACGAAAUAGAACACAUAUGAUGGCCAAUGUUAGUGACGUUCUGAUGUAUCGCACGUCACCUAGUGGAAGAGGGUGUCAAAAUUUGUCAGAGUUAUUUGUAACGCAUGGGAUAUAGACAUGAUGUGUUCUGUUAUUAUUUUGUCGUUUGAUGCCGAAACAAGCGCAUUUUGUAUCAGUGAUGAAAGAUAAAUGACUGUUAUGCAUUUUAUGAAUGUGGAAACAGAUACAAAAUGUCGGCAAAGAUUGGUGCUUUCAUGAGCCAUGGCUCUUAAAUGUUAAAAUAUAUAAAAAUGUUACGCAUAUAUCUUUUUUUAAUUUUAUGCUUGUUAGACCAUUCAUAAUUCUCAUUUCUUCAGAGUUCCUGUGUAUAUAAUAUAUCAUAUUGGCUUUCUUUGUGCAAUAACUGAUGCAUUUGCAUCUAUAUGUAAUCCUUGGUUGUCGUCCAUAUAUUGUAUAUAAUGUAAUUUUUUACCACAAAUGUGCCCGAAAGAUGCAUUUGACAAGUGCUUGACAUAUGAAAGUGCUGAAAGUCUAUUAUAAAUACGAUUUAUAUAUUGUUCAUCUUUAACCUCAUCCUUCCUCCGGUUGCGAUGACCUGUUGCAUAUACUAUUAUAUGUUUGUUGGAUCAUUGUAUGUCAAGGUAUUGACCAGUUGGUUGCUAUAUUUCCUGAAAUCAUUAAACAAAGACAAGAAUCUAAGUUACGUCAUAGAUUCUUUAAUCAUAUUGAAAACACAAGAAAAUUAUCUUAUUUUUCCAUGUACACACAAAGCAUAAUAACUUAAAAGUUCUACGCAACACUUCAAGACACAAUAAUUCAGUAGAAUAAGUCUAAGAUACGAGUCUACAAUAAGUCUAUAUAAUGAGUCGUAUACACAACGACGCCUGUUACAACUAUGCUUUGUACAGUCUACACAAUUACGAAUGUUGGUUCAUCUUCAAAGUCUUUCAGAUAAAGCAAAUAAUGAUAGUUUCAGUAUAUUGUAAGUUAUGUGAAUGUGCGUGAACUUUUGUAUUGGCGCCAAGCGCCUCUGAGACCUGGGUGAAUGUGGCAGAUGAAUGUGGUGAUAUUAUGACAUUAUAAUAAAUAAUAUUCUUUAUUAAUGAUUAAAUCAUUGUAAUGAAUUGUAGGGGUAAAUAAACAAACUUGCAUUUAUUCUAGUUCUGUAAUAUUUAAAGAGCAUGUUUGGCAUUUGUUGAAGUGUUAUAUCACAAACAAAAAUCAACAUUGAGUGUUGAAAGUUUUUAUCCUUUUUAAAAAUAAAACGGAACAACCAUAUUUUUACAGUUUUAGUACUUUAGAUACUUUGUAACAUUAUUGCAAACCCAUUGAACAAAACAUUGAAAUACCUUAAUGUCACACGGCGUGAACGUGGAUGAGGGGUCGGGACGUGAACAUUAUGGAUGAGGGGCGAGGACGUGAACUUAUAGAUAAGGGGCAAGGACGUGAACGUUAUAGAUAAGGGGCGAGGACGUUGACGUGAUAGAUAAGGGGCGAGGACGUCGACGUGAAAGAUAAGAGGCGAGGACGUGAACGUUAUAGAUAAGGGGCGAGGGCGUGAACGUUAUAGAUAAGGGGCGAGGGCGUGAACGUUAUAGAUAAGGGGCGAGGACGUGAACGUUAUAGAUAAGGGGCGAGGGCGUGAACGUUAUAGAUAAGGGGCGAGGACGUGAACGUUAUAGAUAAGGGGCGAGGACGUUAACGUGAUAGAUAAGGGGCGAGGACGUUAACGUGAUAGAUAAGGGGCGAGGACGUGAACGUUAUAGAUAAGGGGCGAGGGCGUGAACGUUAUAGAUAAGGGGCGAGGGCGUGAACGUUAUAGAUAAGGGGCGAGGACGUGAACGUUAUAGAUAAGGGGCGAGGACGUUAACGUGAUAGAUAAGGGGCGAGGACGUGAACGUUAUAGAUAAGGGGCGAGGGCGUGAACGUUAUAGAUAAGGGGCGAGGACGUGAACGUUAUAGAUAAUGGGCGAGGACGUGAACGUUAUGGAUGAGGGGCGAGGCCGGAAAUUUCAUAGUCGUGUGGAUGGGAACGAAUUAUGUGUGUAUGGAAGGAUGGGAACGUUAUGAUUCUGUGUGUGUGAAGUUGGGGCAUUACAAAUCUAGGUGUGGAGCUAUUGAGACCCCUACGUACUAUGAAUAUAUGUGUGGAGAGAUUGAAAGCAAAACGUGUCUAUGUGGAAAGGUUGGGAGCACUGAGUGUGUGUGGAGAGAUUGAGACCGUUAUGUAUUAUGAUUCUAUGUGUGGAGAGACUGAAAGCAUUACUUGUCUAUGUGGAGAGGUUGGGAGCAUUGAGUCCAAGUGUGAAGAGAAUGGGAACACAGUCUAUAUUUGGAGAUGAAAGCAUUAUAAGUAUAAUGAAGUUAUUCAGAGGAAAGAACUGUGUGUUAAGAGGGAUAUCGAUAGGGUUGACGUAUUAUUAGACUUGGGGAGGUUGACGUAAGAGUAAGAAUGAUAGGUGGCUCUAUAACUAGAUAAGAAAAUUGGCAAGGGGCUUUAGGAUAAGAGAGGUUGGAAUGCGUAGCAUUAUAGAUGUGUCCGGUGAUAUUUUAAAAGGUUGUACAAUUGCGCAAAUGUGAUGUAUAAUGAAGAUGUGUAAUAUAUCCGUUUAAAAGGCAUAUAUGUGUGAUAAAUGUUUUGAAAAGGUAUGUGUUCGAUAUAUUUGUCAAAGGCAUGUAUGUGAUACAUGGUUCAUACGCAUUGUAAGAACGCUAGUUAUAGUUAUAAUAUAGCAGACAAUUGUAUAUAAUGCAUAUUGUCUUUUUUAAUGUCUUAAACAUCAGACACUUAUCCGUGACUUGUCUCAAUAAAGUUACUGCUCAUUUAA